CAGAGCAGGUCGUUAGAAGAAAGUUGUCUCCCCAUAUGAGUAACUGCUGACCUGCAUGGCGGCUGUUCCAUCUGCAGCCUCUAGUUAGCUCCCUCCAGUAGUUGGCCCGAGACGGCCUAAAGAAGAACACCUCAGGUGUGUCGGAAGUGUUGUGUUGUGGUUACUCAAAUGAGGCAUUUCUUCCUCAGUGAACGCUUUUAAACUUUUAACAAGUGAACUAUGGGAUACCACGUGACGAUGGUGCUAUGGGCUACCGCCGCUGCAAUGGCAGUAGCCCUAGAGCCAGCUGACGUCCAGGUCAAGGACUCGGUCAAUGUGUCUACCGCCACAAGAGGCAAGAGAACUUUGGAAUUAUUCUCACCACUGUCAAGAUCGUACGGUUCGGCAGAUAGCAGAAUUUCAACAGGUCCUACCGCAAGCUCCAGAGUAGCCAUAUCAACGCAUUAUUUCGAUCGUGGCACACCACCGAUCACGAUCCGCCACCAGACACGUGCGCCAACUCAUCAUUCUGGAACACCGAUUCGCCGACAGCGUCCUCAUACGGUUCCAGCUCCACCGUACGCGGUCCAAAUGGAACCUUUAGUGCAGUACUCUCAACGCGAUCCAUUAUACCAUCAGCAACAGAAACAAGCGUUAUCCGGAAAGGCAUCAGAGCAAAGCAGCUUCAACGAUCUUCAGCAUGUAAAGAAAACGUCGGGCACACCUGAACUUCAAGUGGAUUAUUUGCACAAAAGCCAGCAUGUCAGCUCAAAUGAGCUGUCUUCUGCAAAUACAGUGCCACCAAGCAACGAGGACAGUCUCAUACAAACUUCCAAGAAUGAUCAUGAACUUGCGGAAAGUAACCAGAUUCCACGUGGCUCUAAUCCGUCCACCCUUCUGGACAGUGAACCCCAGGCUGGUCACCUCAGUUCCGAACAUUUGUACCCCUAUGAUGAUAGCUCAUACUAUCUACGAGAGCCAGAGCCUAUUAUAGAAAUAAUAGUGAAAGAGUCCAAUGAGUCAUUGCCGCCCUCUCCAACGCAACCUAGUCCACCACCACGCUCUCCUACCAAGGAACCUGUUCAAGUGUUUUAUGUAAAAUACAAAAAAGAUCCCGCUAAGUACGGCAAGGAUGGAGGUAUUGUAUAUGAUCCUCCUGUACCAGCUGUGACUCCAGCAAGCAACAGCGACACCGAAGAACAUUACCCAUUACCAUCGGAAGACUCAUCUAACCAACCAACAUUGCCACCUCUACCUCCGCAAACUACAACACUGAGAACCAUUAUUCGUCCAGAUUCAGAAACGUAUCAUGGUACGGGCCUACAUGUAACAUUUGGAGAUCCGCACGAUGAAGAUUCACACGAUGAUUAUCAGCAGCAAUCCGCUCCUCACCCGUCUGUCGUAUUUCCUCAUCAGAACUUUGGUCCACGAUACCAACAUAGGCCUACUUUUGUUCCUCACGAGCAGCAUAAAAGACAGCAGGAACUCUUCCAGCAACAACCACCUACCCCAUUUCUUCAUCCCCAACCACAAUUCCAUCAACAACAAGGUCACUUAUCACCGCAUCCAUCUUCAUUCCAGAGGCCCUUUAACUCACCUCCAUUUCCUCAGCAGAGACAACCUCAGUUUCAACAACCCCCUCCUUUGUCACAACAGCCACCUUUCCCCCACCAGCCGCCCCAAUUUCGCCACUCGCCACCACAACCCCCUCAGCAGCAACAACCACAGUUGUCAAAUCAACAACCAUACCAGAAACCUCCUUUCCAGUUUCAACAACGCCCUCUGCAGCAACCAGGUCCUCACAACCAACACCGAUAUCCUCCACAGAUUCAACAGUCUCAACAAGUACUUCUACCCCAACGUCCUUCUUUCCAAGAACAUCUGCAAAGACCCUCUCUUCAGCAACCCCAAAAUAUCCAGCAAAGACCACAUUUUGCUCAAUCCCCUCUAACAUUGGAUCAAAGGAAACCCGUAUUCCCACUACAUCCUGGUUCGGGAUUCGUACAGCAACCAGAUCAGCAACAAAAUAAUCCUCAGUCUCCAGUUGGAGUACAGCAACAACAACAUUUACUUCAACAACAAAGACAGCAACAACUGUUACAGCUUCAGCAACAACAACGACAACAUUCACAGCAACUUCAGCAAUUUCCUGUACAGCAGCAACAACACUUAUUCACACAUCCUCAGCAACAAUCAGUACCAGUUAAGCAACAAAGCCAUUUGGGUGCGGAUAUAGUGAAGUCUGUUUCACAACAACUCCACCUUACACCAAAUAGCCAGUCAAACCAACAACCGUUAUUGACAUCAAACAACAAAUUUCAACAGCAACCAUCUCCCACUCAGUCUGCAUUAUUUCAGCAGCCUCUGUUCAGUCAACAAACUCCGACUCGCCAACAACCUCAGUCAGUUCUACCAACACCAGCUAUUAACAACUACUCAGUUCCCCCCAAAUCAAUUUCGUCAGUACCAUCAAGUACUAACGCUCCGACGACAGUGACAACACCGAAGCAACACGAGAUCAAGACGGAAGUAUCAGGCGACAAAGAUAAGAAUGCCGUCAAUCCAAGUGUGUUAGCUUCACUUCCGGACGAAGUUCCCGAUGAUUUGCGCCAGCAAUUGCUAUCUUCCGGAAUUCUCAGCAACGCAGAUAUCCAGAUAUUAGAUUACGAUAAAGUUGGUGAUAUUCCAAUCGAAAACUUACCUCCAGAGGCACUAGAAAACUUCUAUGGGGCUGCAGGCGCUGCUAGUGAUCCUGUACCGUCGAUCGUCUCUGCCAACGACUCAGAUGUUCCGGUUGAGAUGAAAGUUGUCCGCUUUAAUCCAGCUACAGCCGAAGGACAAGAGCUAGCAGAGAAGUACGUGAGGGAAGGUGCAACUCAGGUGGACCCUGUUGUACUCAACGACUCAAAAUAUAAUCGUUAUUUGCCAUUGAAAUUGAGUGGAGCGCAAUUUCCUUUACCGGAUGUUCCGGAACUGAGAGGUCGAAAUGUAACUAGUGUCGUUGUACUUGCCCCGGUCGACUACGACUUCCAACAGAAGCAGGUCGGUCCUCCAGAUGACGACACUGACAGAUCAAGCCGGGAGACCAAAGUUCAGGUGCAUGGGGUACAGUUCGUGGCUGGGGAAGCUCUUAAGGAGUUAGUGAAAGAACCCACGUUUGAAAAUUUUAAACGAUGGUUAGACAAGGAAAACUCAACGGUUGCAGCUCGGCAGUCGAUUGUUUUGCUGGUCGCCGGGUCAACAGAUGGGAGUAAUACCAAGGAUAUCUUCAUGUACGACGUUGGGACCCAAAAGGUAAGCAGUCUUCGGGGAGAACUUAGCUCCGCGUUUGUCGAAGUGGCAGAAUCGAACGCUAACAGUCAGGAACUGGACAGUCUAGCAGCUGCUUCGGACUUAAUGGACCAGUGGGAACAGAGUCGGUUCGAACUUCAGUCAGGCGAUGAACCAUCAGCUGCCGCUUCCGACAUAUUUGAAGAUCGGGUUUUGCCGAAUCAGGUCGUCGACAUUUCCUCAUCUGCAUCUGAACAGGAUCUCAGAUACGAUGAAACCAAGAAGGACAAGAAGAGUGUUAUUCCACAUUAUCUUACCUUUGCCGUCUCUGAGUCGGAUGGCGAAUCAAAAGAUGACAAGACAAGUAACAUGAUAUUAGUUUCUUCUGGUUACAGUAAAACAAGUGAUUUUACGGGCCCCUCGCUCUGAUAUUUCCAAUGACCGCCAAGUAAGAAAUUUAUGACGAUAUUAUACGGAACGGCGUUAUUCACGGGUAUAAAGAAUAGUCCUUAAAUCGGUGAAUAGCAGAAGGUAUUAAAACAGUAAGCCUUCUGCCGCAGAUGUGUCUAGAUAAUUUUGUGAAGUAGGCCUAUAAGGACGGAAUGUACGUAUUGUCUGUUAAUAGACGACAUAGCAACUGAAAAUGUACGGUUGCUUGCGUUUAAAAGCCAUAAAUGUGAAGCUUGAUUCCAGAGUUUCAAUUAAGUAAAUUUUAAGUACAAAUUCUUCUGUGUUGUACGAAUAGUCUGUUUUUUAUGCAAUAGAUAUUACAUUUUAAUUGGGUUAUGUUACUUGUCUAAAAUUUACUUUUACAUCAAACGUUCUUUCAAAAUAUUUAUUUAUUAAUCUCAAUAAAAAUAGACUAAUACCCAUUGAAAUCCGUAUUUCUUUAUUGGAAAAAUAUUUAAUCAUUACAUGCCGAAGCUAAUCUCUAUAGAAAUUUUUGUUAUCUGUAAGGAAACACACGCAAUGUCUGUUACAGUGUCAGUUAAUGAUGAUUAUUAAUAACCAUCGUCCUCAAUUCUCAUACCCAGACAAAACGUAAAUCUUCCGUAGCUGAAAUCUAGAAUUAGUGAACUGACAAAAUAGGCCUACUUUUCAUAUUGUGCUGUAAGGAGUUAAUCAUAAAUUUGAUACACGUAUGAUUAGGACGAAAUUACUUACACUAAACCUCAGAAAAGUCACAGUAAUUAGGCUUUAACACUUUGAAGCACAACGUUUAUCUAAAUAAUAUUUAAAUUUGAGUUCCUACAUCAAACGAAACAACGUGCCAUUACAAAAAUCAUUUGGUUAAUGAUAGGUAAAUACUCGAUGUUUAUUCUCAGAAUCGUACGUAACCCAUAAAUACACUCUUUGAACUAAAUUCAGAAUAAUUUAAUGAUGAAGUAGGUGGUACACAUGUUGCUUAUAUGUUUUAAAGGGUUAAACACCGAGUCCUGUUAUAAAAGUUUGGUUUCCAAUUUAACCACAUGCAAGAUUUCAAAGUAACUGAUCACCACAAGCGCGGAAUGCAGAUGGAAUGUCGAGAACUAUUUGUAUGUCAUGUUGAUUCAGUUCUGGGUCAGCUUACCAUACGAUGGGUUCUCGACAGACCGGCCGGUCGGUAGGCUACUGUUAUUUUCCUUAACAAGUCUUGUGCUGCUAGCAGCAGACGCGAAAAUCCGGAAUAGGAGGAACUUUAUCACUGAAACUACAACCUCAUUCUUUGAUUCUAACGGGUAACGUAACUUAUUUCAAGCUAUAGACGUUGAAUACAAUACUAAUUUGAUGAACAUUUAUCAAAAAAUACAAUUUACGGAGAUGUCAGUUAACAAACUUACAUUAUCUACGUUAUUUAAUUUGUUGAUUUAACUUUGCGUUUGCAACUGCGUGUGUUGAUACAUGAGGAAUUGCUAUAAAUUGAAAAUGGUCAUCAAAAUUCUUUGAAAGGAAACAAAGGAAAGUAUUUGAUAAUUUGUGUGUGUAUAUUAAGAAUACAAAUAAGAAGUCUAUUACAUUUAAUGAUAAAUAUACAAAUGUUUAAAUUUUGUAUACUUCCAGCAUCUAAUAGAUAUAUAUUCUCUGAAUGGUGUUUACUUUUGAUAAAUAUACAGUAUUGAAACGA
This is a messenger RNA of Zootermopsis nevadensis, 5353 nucleotides long. RefSeq lists its product as uncharacterized. The record is from RefSeq and is a predicted model, not a curated record. Lineage: Eukaryota; Metazoa; Arthropoda; Insecta; Blattodea; Termopsidae.